This is a messenger RNA of Acanthoscelides obtectus, 435 nucleotides long. The record is from the annotation of a GenBank genome assembly. NCBI's taxonomy places the organism in Eukaryota, Metazoa, Arthropoda, Insecta, Coleoptera, Chrysomelidae.
AUGAGGUUUCUUCAAACCCUCAAGAAAAACCCUGCCCUAACCAAGACCAUUCAAAUUUUUAAAGAUCCUACGGCACAUGCUGAUGCUGUUACUAAUGCUGGUCUUACCUUUUUCACUGCAUUGUACAAAUUCACUGACAAGGAAAGCGCGUCCUUGAACAAAUUGAGGUAUAAAUGCUACCUUAGAUCUGCAUACAAAACAACAGCACAUUUGGCGUCUCUACCUCCUACCGAAGCUGCAGCACAGCAACAUCCUUUGAGAGUUUACUUUCAAGUACAACAAUGGCAUGGAAAUGAAAAGAAUCCUGAACAAUGUGGUUGGAAGAAAACCAAAGGAGGUCUACAACCAGUAACAACAUUACAGCCACCAGCACCAGACGCUGUAUUGAAACUAAUAGCUUGCAAAAAUAGCUUGCAAAUGCAUAAAGACCUGUAA